GUUCGUCCCCGUUUCCUCCCCGUUGCGUUUGUUUCGGGGUCUGGCUCCCUUCGCGAAGCACCGGCUCCGUCGUCCAUGGAGUUGGCUGUGCUCCGUCGUCCCCGAGGGAGGCGAUGGUGGAUCGUCUGCGUUCUAUUCUUGGCCUAUGCGACCGUACCGCCCUGCUGGACACGCGGAGGGAGCGACAUGGUGAGCUUGGACGACUUGCACUUCGACAUCUCCGUGGCGGUCGCCUGGAUGUUGAUUGGAGCGGUCGCCUUCAUGAUGGCGCUCUUCUAUUUGGUGAACAAUUCCGAUCCGGAGAUCAGGAUGUAUUCGUGGCAAGUCAUCAGCUCCACCAUCAACAUUUUCUGCGCAGUCCUGAUUUUCUCAGCCUCCAACCGAUUAGUGGAGCAUUAUGCUUUCGAGCACAUCUCGAAAGAGAUGCGCCAUCUUCACUCCUUUGCUAUAAUUGUGGAUUUUCUGCACAUGCUCGUUUGGAUGUUGAUGAUGGUGUUGGUCUUAUGGUUUGCUGCGGUGAGGAAGCAAAACGCUGGCGUUGGUAAUGGGGAUGGCGAUGAAAGCACACACCGGCAUGAGCUGGACGUGAAAAGUUGGGCCAUGCUCUUCGCGCACGUCGCCGGCUUCGCGGCCAUCAACUGCUUCGGGGAUCUCCAGCAGUUGUUCUUCUCGGGGAGCCCCAACCAGUCCGAGCUGGUGGUGCCCAUCUCUGCGACGUGUUUGAUCGUAUUGGCGUGGCUGGCAGAGCGUGCUGGCCAAUAUCUCUACAAGGCAGAUUUGAAGGAACACGACGCGUGGUACUUCGAGUUGUGGGAGGAGCAAACGCACGAUGCAGAAAAUGAUAUUGCCGCGCUUUGCUUAUCCUUCUUAACAUGCCAAUCCCUGCGCUACCACACUGGAGGACAUUUGCCCGAUCCGGAGGGCAAUGAACCUCCGGCGACCAGGGCGGAGGUCUUGUUGUUCUGCAGCUUGAUCUUCGCUGUGGCGGCCUCUCUCUCAGUACAGCUGAGCCAUCUGGAGCUGAAAACCUUGCGUCGGCGGCCGCAGCUGAAGCGGGUCUUGGCUAUCUUCAAGCUGAUUUGCUGCAUGUGUUGUGCCUGGUGUGGUUACUUCGGGGGCAAACGUCUCUUCUUCGCCUCCUCCGUUGGAAAUCAUGUGGUCGAGAUGAUUGCGCGUAUUGUCCUUGCCGUCAUCUUCUCCGUGGUGGCCUUUGGAAUGGUCUUGAUGAUGAACAUGGUCGUGGACCAACAAAAGAUGUCCGAAGCGAAGUCGGCUGCGGCGCUGCGGCCCAAAAUGUAUCGAAAGAAGAGCGAAUCCAGGUCAUCCUCCAGGUCACUCAGCUUUGCGGACAACGUGCAGCUCACCUGCCAGAAGUUGGAGCACAGCUUAGUCCUCCAGGGCUCAAAGACCCUGAUCAAGGCCAUGGCCAUUCUGGUCGGCUUCAGCUGGGAACAGGCCUUUGAUUGCUGCGUGGGCAAGACUUGCGAACGGCUGAAGAUCUUGCCGCCGCACAUUGCUGAGGUGGUGCUGGCAGCGCUUUUGGCAGGGAUGAUCCUACCAGCUUGGCGGAUCCAUAUCUUGCCGAACUGCGAGUUUAAGGAGGAGUGAACGGCAGCUCCGCCUAGCUCCGCUUAGCCCUCUUCGCUUCGCCGGGAGCGAACGAGCGGCCAAAACCGGUGUGGGGCCCGGCAGAGAUCCUUCUGGGGCGUUAGCAGUUUGGUUCUUUUGCGGAGUACUUGUGAAGUCAAACUUG
Molecule: messenger RNA, 1753 nt
Organism: Durusdinium trenchii
Lineage: Eukaryota; Dinophyceae; Suessiales; Symbiodiniaceae
Source: the annotation of a GenBank genome assembly